Molecule: messenger RNA, 846 nt
Organism: Gekko japonicus
Lineage: Eukaryota; Metazoa; Chordata; Lepidosauria; Squamata; Gekkonidae
Product: protein pitchfork-like
Exons: 1
Coding region: 1-846 (281 amino acids)
Biological process (GO): regulation of cell projection organization
Cellular component (GO): ciliary basal body
Molecular function (GO): cytoskeletal protein binding
Source: RefSeq, a predicted model, not a curated record
AUGUACUGCAGCAGGGCUGGCGCCGAAGGACUGGAAGGGCUCCUCUCCGGGCUCCAAGCGCCACGAAGCCCUGCAACGGCUGGGUCGCGUUUUUACGCCCUUCCGCUUUCCCCCUCCCCGCUUGGGAAGCGGAGGCGCCGCCCGGCUUUGCCCUCCUCCGGGCGGACGGCGCUUGCCACCCGCCCGCCCACUCCCGUCGCCGUCGCAACGGCAGCCGCCAACUGCGAGAGCGGCGGGAUGUUGCCGGGACGCCGCCGCUUGACCUGGGGGGACCUCAAACCUGCCCAGACGCGAGAUGCAUUCGGGUCGUGCCAGGAGAGGAGAAUCUUCCCCUUUUUCCACGCACCUGACCGGUUAGGGAACGAGUAUGCGCCCAUGACCGGGGAUCCCAGCCUGGGGCCCGGAGCUUACGACCAUGCGGAGAGGAGCGGCCUCGUCUACCGCCUCGCUCACCGCCCGGAAAGUAAUAAAGGCUACAUUUUGGGAGCGAGAACGACCCCGCGCUUUGCAGCCUCUAGCAAGUAUGUGACACCUGGCCCGACGGCCUACCAGGCUGUGCUGGCCAAAGAGGAAAGGGCUCGGCCGAAAGGGGCUGCGUUUUCCAGCAAGUCGCCACGGUUUUCGCAGAAGGUUCCCGAAGCAGAGCUACUGCCAGGCCCUGGGACUUACGACCCUUACAAGAUGCCUCACAGGCAUGUCACCUGGCCAGGGAAGUUUGGGGCCCCGGACUGGUCUUUGGUACCAGCACCGGCGAAAAGGACUCUAAAGACUGAGCUGGUUGUAGACAGAGCGUUCAGGAAGCAGCGGAACCUGUUGGCCUACCUGAGCCUGUAUUACCGCACAUAA